GUCUACCAACCACUCCUUGGAAAUCUUAUGUGGUAAUCCUACUUUUCCCUAUAGGGCCGCUGUGAGUUGGAAUCGACUCAGUGGCAAUGGUUUGGGUAUAAGCUUAAAAUCAUGAACAGAUGGGAGAAGGGAACUUUGAAACAGGCAGUUGAAAAUGUAUGCUAGAAGACACUUUAUGAUAUAGUUUUUCAGAAGCAUCACUGAGAAAAUGCAUAGGGAAGUACAGUAGGAUUGUCAAGAUGUGUAAUGAAUUUAAAGUGAGAUUAGAUGGCAAAGCUGAGGGUCCAUCUCCAGCAGUUACCAAUUGCUCCAGUGCCUUGUUGAGUUAGGUAUAGCUUGUUCUAUCCUGGGCUGUGCUCUGAAAGUAUAAUGAAAUGAUCUUAAAAUAAAUUUAAGGGGGCUGUUUACUGUGAUAUAACAGGAGGAUGUGGGAUGUACUUAAGUAGCAUCAUUCUUAAAGUGCAAACAAUUGCAUUGGUCAUAAAAUCCAAUCCAGACACCUCCAUAUGAUUUAGAGAUAAGGAAGGGUAAAAGGAAAUGCUCAUGUAAAUUUACCUUUUCCACAGAUGAAUCAUCAGGUAAAACCACCACAAGAUAAUCUAACCAAAGUGAUGGAAUUUGUUCUCUUGGGCUUUGCUGACAUGCCCCAUCUCCAGUGGUUUCUUUUUGGAUUGUUUUUAAUCAUCUAUAUCAUUAUCCUGAUGAGUAAUGGCACCAUAUUUCUCAUAACAAAAAUGGAUCCUGCUCUCCAGAGCCCUAUGUAUUUUUUCCUGGCAAAUUAUUCCUUCUUGGAAAUCUGCUAUGUAUCAACUACUUUCCCCAGAAUGCUGAUGAAUCUAGGAACCCAGAGAAGAAGAAUUUCCUUAGUUGCCUGUGCUACACAGAUGUACUUUUUCUUCACGUUCGGAAGCACAGAGUGUUUGCUCCUGGCAGUGAUGGCCUAUGACCGCUUUGUGGCCAUUUGUAACCCUCUGCACUAUCCUCUAGUCAUGAACCACAGGGUCUGUAUCCAGUUGGUGACUGGCUCCUGGGCCACUGGAAUCCCAGUUCAGAUAGGGCAGACGUAUCAGAUUUUCUCUCUGCCUUUUUGUGGAUCUAAACAAAUUAACCACUUCUUCUGUGAUAUUCCCCAAAUACUCAAGCUGGCUUGUGGGGACACCUUUGUAAAUGAGAUGUUGGUCUACAUACUUUCUGUGUUAUUUGUCAUGGUUCCCUUUCUGUUGAUACUUGGCUCCUACAGUAAAAUCAUCUUCAUCAUCCUGAAGUUACCAUCGGCCACAAGUCAAGCCAAAGCCUUCUCCACCUGCUCAUCUCAUCUUAUGGUUGUGAUGUUAUUCUUUGGAUCAGGUAUUAUUGCCUACUUAAGACCCAAUACUAGACACUCAGAGGGAAAUGACAAAGUGCUAUCUCUUUUCUACACUAUCCUAACUCCUGUGUUUAAUCCCAUGAUAUAUAGUCUAAGAAAUAAGGAUGUCAAAAUAGCACUGAGAAAAUUGCUAUGUAAAUAAUUCACUAAAGAAUCAGGUAAUGUAUGAAAAUUCCUUUCUUCCAUAUUUUUAAUUAAAUUUCAACAGAUGUAUACUUUUAACCAUAACUUGUGUUAUGGUUUAGUUGUGUCCCUCCAAAAUGUGCAUCAGCUUGGCUAGGCUAUGAUUCUAAAUACUGCUUGAUAGUCUGCCAUUUUGUGAUUUGAGUCGAAACCUUCUAGAAGACAACUGGUUUGGUGAUUUUCCUAUGUGUUGUAAACCCUAACUCUAUGAUGUAAAUGAGGCAGGAUUAGAGAGGCAGGACUCACUCUACAACAUUAAGUUGUACCUUGAGCCAAUGUAUUUUGUGAUAAAAGAGAGAAGCUAGGAUAGAGAUAGGGGGACCUCCUACCACGAAGAAUGAUGAACCAGAAUGGAAGCAUGUCCUUUGAUCCCUGCACUGAGAAGCUCCUAGACCAGGGGAAGAUUGAUGACAAGGACCUUACUGCAGAGCCAGCAGAGAGAGAAAGCUUCCUCUGAAAUUAUCUCUCUGAAUUUGGAUUUCUAGAUUCCUAGACUGUGAGAAAAUAAAUUUCUCUUUGUUAAGCUAUACAAUUUUGGUAUAUCUGGUAUAACAGCACUAGAUUAUUAAGACACCUUGUCUUUCCAAACAGUACAAUCAUUUCCAAGUUAAAAAUCUCUUGUAAUGUUGUCAGAACUUUCUGCACAAA
This is a messenger RNA of Loxodonta africana (African savanna elephant), 2197 nucleotides long. Its product is annotated as olfactory receptor 10AG1-like. NCBI's taxonomy places the organism in Eukaryota, Metazoa, Chordata, Mammalia, Proboscidea, Elephantidae. Bases 567 to 1508 code for a protein of 313 amino acids. The record is from RefSeq and is a predicted model, not a curated record. The transcript has a single exon. Gene Ontology annotation, biological process: detection of chemical stimulus involved in sensory perception of smell; G protein-coupled receptor signaling pathway. Gene Ontology annotation, molecular function: G protein-coupled receptor activity; olfactory receptor activity. Gene Ontology annotation, cellular component: plasma membrane.